AUGGUGACCCCCCCUGAGAGCGAAAAGGCCAAGCGCUACAUACAGCAGCUGGACGAGGCUCGAUGCGCCGGACGAUGGGCCGACGUGCCUGAGCUGUGUCGCAAGGUCGAGAAGCAUGCGCCGCACCGACGAUGCCUCACCCUCACAGCGCGCUCCGACGCCCAGAUAGCCGCACACAGCACCAAGAGGCCCUCGACCGCCUCCUCUGCCGCCUCCACCACCGGCCUGUCACAGAUCAUACCCUCGUUGCUCGCUACAAUCGAAGAAGAUGGCACGCAGGGUCAAGACGCCUUCCAGGCCAACGUCUGCCUCGGCUGGGCCCAUUACGUGCUGGACGAGCCGGGACUGGCAGUGGCGCGGCUUCCACAGGACUUUGGGGCAGUCGCGACCCAGCUGUCGGGCGAAGCAGGCACGUUGAGCGGCUGGUCUCGGGUGUGUCUGGUCAAGGGCACAUAUCUCAAGGGCUCCGCGCUUGAAAAGACAGGUGCAAUUGGCGAGGCAGCCACCAUCUACUCGUCAAUACUACCCUGGCUGUCCACAACAACCACCCCGAACACCGAAUCGGCCCAGUUCAAAAUGUGGGGAGAGCAGUCUCUCGUCCGCCUCUGUCAGCUGUCCGACCAGUCCAUGGGCUUCAGCGAGCGAAUCAACGCGUCCGAGGCUCUGCGCACCUACCGCUACUGGGCAAAGUUCUGGGAUGCAACCUCCAAGAACGCCGCAUCAGACGUUGGCAACUCAGCACGGUAUCGAAGAUUAGCAUGGAAGGCCUACUACGACUCGCUAUCAACCAUCCUCCGCUAUGACCUCGCCUACGAACCCGAUUCCACGCCCAUCAUACAAGAGAAGCCAACGCCUACCGCCCAGUCAGACGCUCGAUUACGGCAGCGGGCGGAGCUGAAACGCGUCGAGGCUGUCUACGAGAACCUGUUGAUACGAGAGACACACUUUCCCAAAGCCAGCGAGACCAAUCAUGAAGUCGAAACGUGGGUGGAUUCCGUCAUGGACAACUGGCGCCUCCUCUGCGGUCCCACCUGGAGCGACGAUGAUCUAGGCGAGGGUGGAAAAGAGGGUGUUGCGCGAGGCGUGCUUGAUAUCCUCUAUCGAGCAGCCACCAAGACGUACCACUCGACCCAGAUCCUGCGCAACCUCUUCGUUGUCCACGCAUCUCUAGCCGAGCCUGAGUUGGCAUACAAAGCCUACGAUUCUUAUGUCGAGAUCAUCACGCGGAACAAGGAUCGAUCGGAAAAGUCAGGCGAACUCGAGGCUGGCAUUGACGACGACAGCAUCGUGUUGAGGACUUCCGCCGAGGCCAUCAGGAUGCUCUGUAGAUGGGGAUCUAGGCAUGACGCCGAAAAAGCUCUCGAGAUCGCUCACAGUAUCGAGCACUGGUUAGAGCAGGCAGAUCACCUUCGCUCAACGUCUGAUUCCCGCUCAAUUGCUUCGAGCACAUCUUUCGUCGAACCCACAGCCCUAGCUGCCGCCUAUUGCGCCAUUGGCAUCAGUCAAGCACACUGGGCACGGCUCACUUACGAGGUUGAGGCACGGGCCACGAUUCAGGCCAAAGCUGUGCAGUACCUCAGGAAGUCGCUUUCACCUAAUCUCGGCGACGAACAUAAUGUGGAAGCUCUGUACGCCCUCGCUUUGGUUCUCGCUGAAACAAGGGACAUCCCCGGUGCCAUCAAAAUCGCCAAGCGUGCACUUUCUCCGGCAACAAAGGGCACGACGGUCAGUGUAGACGGAGUUUUGUCGGAUGGCAUCACCACUGAAUAUGGGCGCGAACGCAAGUUGAUACCCGUGUGGCAUCUUCUUGCCCUGCUUUUGACGUCGAGGUCUGAGUUUACCGCUGCUGAGAAGGCAUGCGAGGCGGCUUUCGAACAAUUCGGCGAUCCUGCUGUCCUGUUCGGCCGUGAUUCGGGCGCAUUCCGAAGCGAACACCUCCAAGAGGCUGCCGGUCAAGAGCCUCUUGAAUCUGGCAUUGUUGAUCGUAUGGAACGUUUCGAAAAAAGCAAUAUACUGCAGAUCAAAAUGACGCAGCUGUCGCUUCUCGAGAUCACCGAUGGUGCCACCGCUGCGGUUGACGGAUGUGACGAGCUCCUUGCACUGUACGGUCGACUGUUCGGCGAUCCGGCAGCUGACAAAGUCAAGACUCCACCCGAACCUGCGUCGCUGGCGCCUCCAAAGACCGCCUCGGGCACACGAGGUAGUAUCUUCCGCGGACGAGGGUCAGUCAGAACGACUCAGCAAGAAAAUGUUGAUCGAAGUAAAUCUGUGGUCAGCUCCAAGACAGCUACCACACAACCGGAAGUGCCUCCUGCAAUUCAAGUCACCGAUGACAACGGCGCAGCUCCUACUAACGGUCAUCAUCGACACCAUCUGUUCCACCACCACAAGCAGGAUGAUGGUCAGGCCGGCAAAGACACCGUUCCAGAGGUACCACCGCUUCCAGAACACGUUCCAAACAGCACUCGUGCACGCAGUAGCACUGCAAACUCAAAAUCGCCUCGACGCAUUUCCAAUCCCAGCUCUCCAGGAAAGUCAAUAGAAAAGGGUGACACGCCACUUCCACCCGUCGCCCAUAACCUAGAUCACUCCUCUCCGCCCUUGGGUCACGAAGAACAACCACCCAGACAGGACACUCGCUUGCCUUCGCGCCUGCCACAUGCUGACUACAUACCUGCGGAUCCCCACUUUUCCAAAAUCCAAGAACGUCGUCAAAAAGUCUCGUUGCUGGUCAGCAUAUGGAUCUUUAUUUCUGGACUAUAUGCGAGAGCGCACAUGUUUCAAGAUGCCAGAGAGGCCGUUGCCGAGGCAUUGAAGCUGGUCGAAACAUUUGAAGCAGAGGUGUCAUUGGAACACUCAACGGCCAAGGCGCUAGCUGACAAGGGGUGGGGUGGUGGAAAGAGUGUUGAGGAGUUGUGGGCGGAUGUGUUCGCUGCUCGCGCAGAACAGCUUGUAGCCCAGUCGAUGAAGCAUGAAGCUCGUGCAGACUUUGAGCGCGCUCUACAACAUUUCCCAGACCACCCUGAAGCCAUCGUCGGUCUUUCAAACAUCCUUUUGGAUAUCUACAGUGAGGUCAUACCGCUGGAGCCUGCCAACACCGACGCCAUCUCUCCUCCGCUACAGUCAUCGGCCUCUUCAAUUCAUACAAAGACGUCGACAUCGAAGACCCAAUACCUAACCUCUCACACACCGUCAGUAGAGAACCAGCUCUCGUCACCCACGCUCACCCGUCUCGCGGCCCGCGACCGCGCAUUUGGGCUACUCUCCACUCUCACAAAGCUUGGUGCCGGCUGGGACUAUUCGGAAGCGUGGUACGCGAUGGCUAGGGCCUACGAGGAGAGUGGACAAAUCGACAAGACAAAAGAGGUGCUCUGGUGGUGUGUAGAACUGGAAGAUACGCAUCCCGUGCGCAACUGGAAGGUAGUCACCACGGGCGGUUUUGUACUUUGA
Messenger RNA from Alternaria conjuncta, 3450 nucleotides. RefSeq lists its product as uncharacterized. NCBI's taxonomy places the organism in Eukaryota, Fungi, Ascomycota, Dothideomycetes, Pleosporales, Pleosporaceae. The transcript is spliced from 6 exons. Bases 1 to 3450 code for a protein of 1149 amino acids. Gene Ontology annotation, molecular function: protein binding. The record is from RefSeq and is a predicted model, not a curated record.